Messenger RNA from Pseudophryne corroboree (corroboree frog), 3703 nucleotides. RefSeq names its product nicotinamide nucleotide adenylyltransferase 2 (gene NMNAT2). Gene Ontology annotation, molecular function: nicotinate-nucleotide adenylyltransferase activity; nicotinamide-nucleotide adenylyltransferase activity. NCBI's taxonomy places the organism in Eukaryota, Metazoa, Chordata, Amphibia, Anura, Myobatrachidae. Bases 245 to 1168 code for a protein of 307 amino acids. Gene Ontology annotation, biological process: NAD+ biosynthetic process. The record is from RefSeq and is a predicted model, not a curated record. The transcript is spliced from 11 exons. Gene Ontology annotation, cellular component: Golgi apparatus.
UCACACAGAGAGAAGGAGAGGGAGGGGGAGGGAGUGGUGACGUGCUGCUGCCUCUUGCAUCCCCUCCCCUGAGUGCUCAGCAGCAGCAGCCUGCCUUCUCCUUACCUUUCUCUGCAGAGGAAAAGGCUACCGACCACCCAGGAGAGUCCCCUUACCCACACUCCACUGGAAAUCUGCCCCCACCCACACACUCCCCCCAGUCCGCACCCACCCAUCUCCUGCCUUCUCCUCUGUCCUUUCCAGCAUGGCUGAGACCACUAAAACCCAUGUUAUUCUGCUGUCCUGCGGCAGCUUCAACCCCAUCACAAAGGGACACAUCCAGAUGUUCGAGAGAGCGCGGGAAUUCCUGCACAAGACUGGAAGAUUUAUUGUGAUCGGAGGCAUCAUCUCUCCUGUGCAUGACUCUUAUGGGAAGCAGGGUCUGGUCUCAAGUCGUCAUCGUCUCAGUAUGUGCCAGCUGGCUGUGCAGAACUCCGAUUGGAUUCGUGUAGACCCAUGGGAGUGCUAUCAGGAUACUUGGCAGACAACCUGCAGUGUUUUGGAGCAUCACCGAGACCUCAUGAAGAGAGUAACUGGCUGCAUCCUGUCUAAUGUGAACACUCCCUCUGUCACACCAGUGAUUGGCAAUUCCCUGAACCAGUCAUCGCAGCCUGUCUACCAGAAUAACAACCUUACCAACAAGCCCACUGCAGGCAAGAUUCUGGGAAAGGUUGGUGAAGGAUUGAGUCGUAUGUGCUGUGUCCGGCCCAACCUGCAGCGUGUUACAUUUGUAGAUGAAAAUGCCAACCUGGGCACAGUGAUGAGAUAUGAAGAGAUAGAGCUACGGAUCUUGCUCCUGUGUGGUAGUGACCUGCUUGAGUCAUUUUGUAUCCCUGGCCUCUGGAAUGAGUCAGAUAUGGAGGUGAUCGUGGGAGAUUUUGGCAUCGUGGUUGUGCCACGUGACGGGACAGACACUGAGCAAAUCAUGAAUCACUCAUCACUGCUUCGUAAAUACAAGAGUAACAUCCUUGUGGUAAAAGAUGACAGCAACCAUCCAAUGUCCAACGUGAGCUCCACCAAGAGCAGGUUGGCUCUGCAGCACGGAGAUGGACAUGUGGUGGACUACCUGGUGCAACCAGUCAUUGACUAUGUUCUGAAAAGCCAGCUAUAUAUCAAUACAUCGGGGUGAUCCUGCAUGUUCCUGUACCGAGCGUGGCGUUGUACUCACCCUCAUCAUCACAGUACAGCGUGUUAUUACUCACUAUUCACCACAAUCUCCUCACAGAUCAUGAUACCUCUUUUACCCCACUCAUUGCUGUCCGCCUCACCUCUCUGCCUUAUUCAUUCACUUAAGAUCUUCUGUCUCCAAAGCCCAAGGUGAGGAAGCACUCACAGUACUAUUGUAUUGGAAGAAGUGCUUGGGGCAAUGUUUAUUUCUGGUGUAUUUAAAUAUUAGAACCAUUCUACAUUUAUUAUGGGCGGGAUGGUUGGGGUAUUCAUUAACCCAUUCAGCGCCUUGAACGUCAAGCCACAAUGAAUGGGUUCAUAUUUAUUCCCCUGGUUAUUAGUCAGUUUAAAGGGUGGGUAUUUAUGUAUAUUAAUUUAUUACUUUAGUAAAAUGAUUUCCUGUAUCUCUUUUGCUGGUAGUAGCUGGAAAACUGUCUGUAAUCCUUGUCCUCUUUGAACCAGUACUUCUAGAGGACUGUGGGUAACAGGAGUUAGGGAACGUUACUAAAUCCCCUUCAUGAUGAGCAUUCUGCACGCAGUUAGCAUGUUCUUCUUGUGCUUACAUCUCCAUGGUGUUCUCAUUGUCUGUAUUAGCUCCUGCCUGGAAAGUAAUUGGUAUGUGCCCACUAGCAAAGUGCAGGGUUUAACAUAGAGUGAGAUGCCAAUAUAGUUUCUCUAUCAUUCAUGGGGGAUACUGGAACCUUGGGUAUUGGUGGAGCUGGAGGAGUCUGAAGCAGCACAGUCUUCUCUUCCGCUAUGCCCCGCCCCCUUCCUACACAAUAACUUGUUUGAAUAGAAUGUACACCCUAUGUUCAAGCAUGCCUGUAUAUUAAAUAUUUAAUCCAGAGAUUCCAGACAUGUCAAAAAGGUGUCAUAUCUCCCUGACCUGAUUUGUGACCCUACGUGUCUGCUUUAAGGAUAUAUAGUUCUCAGCCCUUUACAUUUAUAUACAGUAUAAUCAAUGCUAAGGCCCUAGUAGUUGGCUUAGCCAUUUUCACAGUGUUCUUUAGUCACUAAGAUUUACCGGAUUAUAAGCAACCUCAAACUAUCUGUAUGCCAGUGUCUCUCAAACACGGUCCUUAUAACCACAGCUGUCUGGGUUUUAAGGUAAAAUCAAAAUGACUUCGGUACUAAAUUGUGCUAAAGUAUUUACAGUAUUAAAACCUGGACUGUGAAUGUGUCUUGAGGAACAAGUUUGGAAACACUAGUGGGGCAGAUGUAAUAAGCCUGGAGUAGUGAUAAAGCAGUGAUACGUGCAAGGUGAUAACGCACCAGCCAAUCAUCUCCUAAUGGUCAUUUUACAUAUUGGAGCUGAUUGGCUAGUGCGUUAUCACCUUGCACUUAUCACUGCUUUAUCACUUCUUCAGGCUUAAUACAUCUGCCCCAUUGUACAUCUAAUUAAAAGUGGCAGUGUUGCCCAAAGCAACCAAUCAGAUUUCUGCUAUCAUUUCUUUAUUACAUCCUAGGAAAUGAAAGACAGAAUCUGACUGGUUACUAUGGGAAACACUUUCACUUGUCUGCUUUAGAAGCUUCAGUAAAUAUUCUGCUCAGUCUUAUUGGACAUAACAGAUUAUUUAUCAGUAAGUGACUUGUACUACAACAUGUAUAGCAAGAUAAUAUAGAGACACAAUGUAUAAAGGGCUAGCGCUGAUCAUGUGUCUGGGAGGCUGCAGGCAUUCAUUUUGGGGUUCCCUGUGUUGAACAAGUACCUUAAAUCCUUUAAUAGGGGGGAAUAAAACAUGCUGGGUGUGUUUCAGAGUUAGAACUAACACAGACAAGACUUUAUUUUUUCACAAUCAUAUUACACAACAGGGCUAUCAGUCUGGGGAACAUUGGGGAUGGCUAUGAUCUCUGAGGCAGUAUUGUGUUCCUCAGCUUACAUGAAAACCUCCAUAGUAUCUAUUGUGUUCAAGAGAUUAUCCAAAGCCAGCAAGCAUGAAUUUACAAUUAGAACAUAUAUGGAGGCCACCCCAUGAAAACAUAAAGCAUUUUCUGGUCUACAGCCCCCUCCUCUGUUCUUCAUCACAUGCCUUAGCUUGGCUUUUAUCAUAGCAUGGCUAAAUUUCUUACAGCAAAGAAAGGGUUCAUUACAGAGCUCACUGUAGCAGAGGGUUCCAUGAAGAUUAGGUUUAAAAUAUGGGGCCGCUAUGGUAACAAGAAGCGUGCAUGAUGACAUCACCUGCAAGCGCCAAGCAUAGCCUGUUAGGACAUGUUUCUGGGACCCAUUUGCAGAGUACACGGUUAGAUAUAUUUACUUGAGACCAAACUAAAGGUUAAUUGAUUUUAGCAUGUAGCAAGUCCAGAACAAGGAGCCAGAUGGGGAUAAUAGACAAAUUUAUGUCUCUUGUGUAACAAUGAUAAUAGAAUAAAGUGGUGUGUGUGUGUGAGAGGGUAAUCACUGGUUUGGAGGGGGUUAACUGCAUUUCUUUAACUUGUGUAUGGUUUUGUUCAUAUUAAUGUUGCUGUUUUACCAAUAAAGAUUCUGCUUUGCUAUAAA